UGCAGAAGAUUCAACCGCGGCAGACUGAAGUUCAUGAUCCAAAGAAGACACAGUCAUCUAAACUAAAAAUGAGUAAGUUCACAAUGCGUGUGUUGGUGACUAAUCCUGAACUGAUUCCACUAUUUGCAAUGACUGCGACUGUUUGUUGCAUGGCUGGAUCCUAUAUCUACUACAUGGCAGCAAAGAAGCCUGAUAUACAAGUCAAUAGAUGGAACAAUAAGUUAUCUGCACCUUGGGAUGUAGUAGACCCAACACAAAAACAGAAGUUGAUGACUGUCUCACAGAAGUACAACCCUGAUAUGAAAUUACAUCAAUUGAGAAGAGAAAUCAAUUAUGCAUAUGCUCCUAAUAAAUAAGAUGUACAGCG
Saccoglossus kowalevskii is the source of this 367-nucleotide messenger RNA. RefSeq names its product cytochrome c oxidase associated subunit FA4L3-like. NCBI's taxonomy places the organism in Eukaryota, Metazoa, Hemichordata, Enteropneusta, Harrimaniidae. Gene Ontology annotation, cellular component: respiratory chain complex IV. The record is from RefSeq and is a predicted model, not a curated record.